AUGCCGGAUCCCAUAGAGGGACCACUCGGAGCAGAAACCUGCCUGGCAAGGAGCCGGUCUGGGCCCCAGGAUUUGGUGGUGGUCCAGGGGCAGACGCCCCCAACUCUGCGAGCCCUGCGGCGCCGGGGUGUGCUGACCCCCGGCGGACCGUUGGCUGGAGAGGCGCACACCGGCGCCGAGCGUGUGGCCGGAGGAGGACCCUCUGUGCGCCAUUAUGUGAAUGUUCUAAUGUUUCUUGUUGCCAUUGAACAAUAUAACAAUAAUCCAGCUAUGUUACCGAACGUUACGCUGGGAUAUCAUAUUUAUGACUCGUGCUUAAAUACGAGGAAAGCUCUAAAGAAUAUUUUCCAAAUAUUAUCUGGAUUUAAGAAAAAUAUCCCUAAUUAUUCAUGUAUGAAAUAUGGGAAGCUGGCCGGUUUUGUUGGAGAUCAUUAUUCAACCACUACAGUACCCAUGGCACAAAUACUCAGUCUUCUUGGAUAUUCACAAAUCAGUUAUGGAGCUACAGACUACCUUCUGGGAGAUAAAAGUAUCUACCCAUACUUUCUAAGGAUGGUUCAAAAUGACUAUGCGCAUUACUUGAUAUUGUGCAAAAUUUUUAAACAUUUUGGAUGGAACUGGGUUGGGAUUAUUUUCGCAGACGAUCACUCAGGGGAGCAAGAAAGUCAUGUUAUUUUAAAAUUAAUGGCCACCUACGGAAUUUGUGCAGCUUACAUAAUAAGAGCUAGUGAAGCAUCGAUAAAAAAGAAUAGCAUUAGUCUACAGGUUGCUAAAAAGUCAUCCGCUCAAGUUAUUUUACUCUGUGGAUCAUUUUCACUAUCACUACAUCGGUAUAUUAAGAAUAUUACGUAUGUAAUUGAUUCAAGGAAUUCAAUCCCAUACUUUGAUCAAAAUGGAGAAUUUGUCUUUUAUCACAUGAUUAUAAAUUGGGUGCUUUCAAAAGAUAACAUUUUGAAAGAUAUUCAUGUGGGUAACUACACGCCAUGGGCACCAGAAAGUCAGCAGUUAUUUAUUAAUGAACAAGCCAUAUCAUGGAAAACGGCGGGAAAUAAGAUUCCAGUUUCUCAAUGCUCUAAAAAUUGUUUGCCUGGCUAUAGAAAAGUCCUGACUUCUAGCAUACAUCCCUGCUGCCAUGACUGUGUACAGUGUUCAGAAGGAGAGAUAUCAUAUUCAAUAAACAGUGAGAACUGCAUAAAGUGUCCAGAAUACGAAUGGCCGAAUGAAAAUAAAAAUCGCUGUAUUCCUAAGGAAGUGGAGUAUCUUUCCUACAUGAAUGAUAUUUUAGCUGCUUUAUUUGCUGUAAUUUCUAUUUUCUUUUGUAUUUUGACCCUUCUUAUACUAAUAGUUUUCAUUUCAUACAGAGAUACCCAUAUUGUCAAAGCCAAUAAUAGGAACCUCAGCUUUAUUCUUCUGAUUUCCAUCGCCCUGAGCUUCAUCUGUGUGUUUCUCUUUCUUGGUCGUCCCCUGGAUAUAACAUGCAUGCUCCGUCAAGUGUCUUUUGGAGUCAUCUUCUCAGUGUCUGUCUCCUGUGUGUUGGCCAAGACUAUCAUGGUUUAUAUUGCUUUCAAGGUCACUAAACCUGGCAGCAAGUGGAAAACAUGGAUUGGAGUCAAGAUGUCCAAUUCUAUCGUUUUAAUCCUCUCGUCUAUUCAAGUUAUAAUUAGUAUCUGUUGGUUGGCCAUUUCUCCACCAUUUCAAGAGAUGGACGCACGCUCUUAUCAAUGGAAGAUCAUCAUUCAGUGUAAUGAAGGCUCAGUUAUUGCCUUUUACUCUGUCCUUGGCUACAUGGGGUUUCUGGCAACUGUUAGCUUUGUUAUAGCUUUUUUAGCUAGGACAUUACCGGACAGCUUUAAUGAAGCCAAGUACAUCACUUUCAGCAUGCUGGUGUUCUGUAGUGUUUGGAUUGCGAUGAUCCCAGCCUAUCUGAGCACCAAAGGGAAAUACAUGGUGGCUGUAGAGGUUUUUGCCAUAUUAACAUCGAGUGCUGGACUUUUAGGUUGCAUAUUUUUACCAAAAUGUUACAUAAUAUUUAUGAGACCUGAAAUGAAUAAAAAGUCAUGUUUGUUAAGGAAAAUAAAUUAA
Molecule: messenger RNA, 2082 nt
Organism: Pelobates fuscus (common spadefoot toad)
Lineage: Eukaryota; Metazoa; Chordata; Amphibia; Anura; Pelobatidae
Product: vomeronasal type-2 receptor 26-like
Exons: 6
Coding region: 1-2082 (693 amino acids)
Biological process (GO): G protein-coupled receptor signaling pathway
Cellular component (GO): plasma membrane
Molecular function (GO): G protein-coupled receptor activity
Source: RefSeq, a predicted model, not a curated record